Molecule: messenger RNA, 1081 nt
Organism: Lates calcarifer (barramundi perch)
Lineage: Eukaryota; Metazoa; Chordata; Actinopteri; Centropomidae
Exons: 6
Coding region: 88-693 (201 amino acids)
Source: RefSeq, a predicted model, not a curated record
GCUGGUCCUCACGUUGGCAUUCCUGCAGGAGUACAGUUGUCCUGUUCUUGCUGCUGUAUCCAGUUGGCUGUCAUUUCACCUCCAAUCAUGUAUGUUCAGUUGUGUUUGGCUUUACUGGCUCUCUCCUCCCUGACUGCUGCAUCUGAUCCAGGCUGUGAAGAGCUGCUGAAACCUCUGGAGGAUCAAAGCCGGGUCUCUGGAAAAUGGAUAUUCUUUGCUGGAUCAUCAGACAAUAAAGAGUUUCUGAAGGAUCUUAAAACUAUCAACAGCUCCUGGAUUGAGCUCUCAGCCAUACCUGAUAGUGACGACAUGACCCUGCGCUGGGGAGACAGACUGAUGGAUGGGAAAUGUCAUCAUGGAGGUGUUAAUUCCACCUUCUCAGGAAACUCCACCAAGGUGACAUUUUACUUCAACUCGUCCACUCAUGAGCAUGUUGGAAAGCACCUGGCGACCUGUCCUGAGUGCAUCCUCUGGACAGAUAACUCAGUGACAACAAAUAAUGGGGAAACCAGAAAAGGCAGAAACCUCUACCUCUUCACAAAAUCUGGCAAACUGGAUGAUGCUCAACUGGACAUCUUCAAGAAACAGGCUGCAUGCCUUAACUUCCCACCAGAAUUCCACUUUGGAGAUGCCACAGACCUGUGUCCUGAUGAGAAGGAGGCUGCCACCGAUGCAAAAGAAGGCGAACAAUAGAGGAAACGCAUGUUGAAGGGACCAUUGUCACCUAUGUAUUGUCAACUUCAAAUCUUAUCCUGAGACUCCAAGAGUUAAAUUUGUAUUCAAGUACACUCUCUUAGAUGUGAGUACCACAGGACGUCUUGAUAGAUGUGAAGAGAGCAAAUGUUUCAUCCUGCAUGGGGGCUACUUAUAGCCUGUCGAUGCUGCUCACCAUGCCAGACUAUUUUCAGUAGAUACCUUUUGUUGUAUUAGAGACAGUUGAACAGACUGAUUUCACAUUUACUGUCAGAUUCAUAAGUCAUGAUGGAAAAAAGUUUUUUUUUUUCUUGCAUAUAAAGCUUAACAAAAGGAGCAACUGUGUGUCUGCAUGCCUCUGUUUUUCAUUAAAUGCAAUCUGUGUGUA